This is a messenger RNA of Pelodiscus sinensis (Chinese soft-shelled turtle), 597 nucleotides long. The record is from RefSeq and is a predicted model, not a curated record. Lineage: Eukaryota; Metazoa; Chordata; Testudines; Trionychidae.
GCCGUUUCUCGGAGUACCCCUUCCGCGUCCUCGCCGUCAACACCAUCGGCCGGGGGCCCCCCAGCGAGCUGGUGGAAGCCCGCACGGGGGAGCAGGCCCCCUCCAGCCCGCCCCUGAAGGUGCAGGCCCGGAUGCUGAGUGCCAGCACCAUGCUCGUGCAGUGGGAGCAGCCAGAGGAGCCCAACGGCCAGAUCCGAGGCUUCCGGGUGUACUACACCACGGACCCCCACCUGCCCCUGAGCAUGUGGCAGAAGCACAACACUGACGACAGCCACCUCACCACCGUGGGCAGCCUGAUCACAGGCACCACCUACAGCAUCCGGGUCCUGGCCUUCACCUCCGUGGGAGACGGGCCCCCCUCGGACAUCCUGCAGGUCAAAACGCAGCAGGGGGUGCCAGCCCAGCCAGCUGAUUUCCAGGCAGAGGCGGAGUCGGACACCCGGAUCCUGCUGACGUGGCUCCCGGCCUCGCAGGAACGCAUCACCAAAUACGAGCUGCUCUACUGGGAAGGCGAGGCUGGGAGCCAGGGGAGGCGUCUGCCUUUGCCGCAGCCCAUGAGCCACGGGUCAGAGCAGGCUGAGCCAGAAGGCUGGCGGG